AUGGACUUCUUGGCGCUAGUGGCUGCUCUUGUGAGCAACGAUAAUGCAACACGUAAGCAGGCAGAGGCGUCGUAUGAGGCCUUCAAGGCGGAACAACCACAGGCUCUUGUGAUCAACCUCGUGCAACUACUACGCACGGCCUCUGAUCCGGAAGCGCGUGCUUUUGCUCCCGUGCUAUUGCGUCAGCUACUAGAGGCUAAGACUGGCGUGUACACGCGCUUGGAUACGGAUGCACAGGCAAUUCUUAAGGUGCAACUAUUAGAGGCCCUGGUCACCGAGCCCAUAGCUCACGUUCGCCGCAAACUUGGCCACUUGAUUGCUGAACUGGCUGUUGUCUCGGAGAAGUACGAGCAAGCGUGGCCCGAGCUGCUGAAUGUCGUAUCAGCUCUUACCACAAAUGCUGACGCACUGUUACGCGUGACAGCCUUCGACUUGCUGGCCAAGCUAGCCGAGUACGUGAGUGACCUGCUAGUUCCGCAUAAAGAAAGCUUCCUUACGCUUUUUACCAACUCGCUCAACGAUGCAAACGGAGAAGUGCAGAUUGCCAGCCUCAAGGCUGCAUCAGCUUUCCUGCUGACGCUCGAGGACAAGCAGGAAUUAUUGGCGUUUGCCAUUAUUGUGGCCCCUAUGUUGCGUAUCAUUGAAGUGCUGGUGAAUGCUGGAGACGAAAUUGCUUUUCGUGAGGUACUGUCGGCUCUUGUGCAGAUUGCUGAAGUACACCCCAAAUUUUUCCGCAACUCUCUGGACGACGUGGCCCGUGCCAUGAUCUCUGUGUGCUCGUCACAAGAGCUUGACUCGGAGACUCGUGAGCUUGCUUUGGAGUUCGUCAUUGAGCUGUGUGAAAAUGCUGGUGGCAUGGUACGCAAAUCGCAGUUCAUCGUCACGAACGUGGUGCUUUUAGUUAUUCGGCUGAUGUGCGAGGUUGAGGAGGACGAGACGUGGGUGCAGAAAUUUGACGAUCCGGAGACCUUCGCUGAGGCCAAUGACGCCGACAACUCGAUCAGUGACGCUGGUGCCGCGGCAAUUGAUCGUCUGAGCACGUCUCUUGGUGGCAACGCUGUGCUACCUGUAGCCAUCCCGGUCAUUAAGGAUUUUCUCGGUGAUGCCGACUGGCGCAAACGUCGCGCUGGCCUAUAUGCUAUCUGCCUGCUAGGUGAGGGUGCGAAGUCGCUCAUGACCCGUGAGCUUGAUAAUGUAGUGGGAAUGGUUUUGCCUUUUCUGAACGAUCAACACCCGCGUGUGCAGUACGCUGCGCUGCACAGUCUUGGACAGAUUGCCGAGGACUUUGGUGAGAAUGAGCAAGGUGUGCUGCGUACCCGUGCUCUGGCUGCCAGUGUGGUUAUCAACUUUUGCAACACGAACGUAUGUAAGGCCAAGUACGUGAUUCCGUACAGCCAAGCUUUGCUCGAGGCUCUCUUUAAUACGAUGCGCUCGUGUCCACGCCAGGUGCAGGAACAGGCUAUCACUGCUGUUGCGAGCGUGGCCAAGGUAAUUGGUGAUGAGUUUCUCCGCUUUUACGAUAUUUUCAUCCCGCUUGCGAAGGAGGUGCUGACGAACGCCCAUGGCAAGGAGUACGCUCUGCUUCGUGGCAAAUCCAUGGAGUCAAUUGCUCUCAUCGGUCAAGCUGUGGGCAAGGAGCGUUUUGUAAAUGAUGCCAAGGAGAUCAUGGAGAUUUUAGUGCGUGUGCAGUCCAGUGAGGAGAUGGAAGGCCCAGUGGUGCAGUAUGUGGCGCAAUCGUGCGUGCGUAUUGGCAGUAUCCUGAAAGAGGAUUUUGUCCCAUAUUUGCCUCACGUGAUCCCGGCGCUUAUCAAGCAGGCGCAGAUUCAGCCAGACAUUCAGCUGUCGGAUGUCACUGAUGACGAUGUCGAGGAGGAUGGUCAGACUGUCGAUGGCACGGACACCAUGACGCUGCAGAUUCGUGGCGUGGAAAGAAGCGCCUGGAAAUCAAUACGAGUGCUCUCGAAGACAAGACAAAUGCCCGAGGUGGCACAGGUAAUGAUCCCGCUGAUUGACUUCGAGUAUGUCGAAGACAUUCGUAUUGUGAGCAGUUUGACCAUGGCUAAGCUGCUGAACUGCGCUGUGGAGGGCACGAUGCACCACGGCUAUGGCGCGACAGCGCCGCAGUUCCCGCAGCAGCUUUUUGAGAAGUUCUUCGAGCCAAUGCUGAAGAGUCUACAAGAAGAAGAGGAUCUGGAGUGUCUUGGCGCGUUUGCUGAGGCCAUGUCGGCGGUCCUGGAAGUGUGCAAAGAAAGCCAAAAAAAGGGUUAUCAGGUUGGUAUUCCUUUAGAGCACGUCCCGCGCAUAGUGGAGAUUUUUAAGACCGUGGCGUCCAACAGUGCCCAGCGUUUAAUGAAGCAACACCACGAGAACCAACAGGAUGAAGAUUAUGACGCUGAGUCUGCUCGACAACAGACCGAGAACGAUGAGCUUGAAGAAGGCAUCUUUCGGUCGAUGAUUGACUCGAUCGGCUGGAUCGUGAAGGUUCAGAAGGAAGCGUUUUUCCCUGUGUUCAAGGCGCACUUGUUGACAUUCGUGACGCCGCUAUUGGAACAGAAGACGGUGUCGAUGCUGCGCGGUCAGGCUAUCUGCAUGAUUGAUGAUAUCAUUGAGCACUGCGAUACUUCUGCCCAGGAGCUGCUGCCACUGUUUCUGAACCACCUUGUUCAGGGUCUUGAGGAUCAGAGUCCGUCAGUAAUCCAAGCGUCAGCUUACGGUAUUGGUGUCAGUGCUGAGAAGUGUGGCGCUGCCUUCGAUCCCUUCUGUCAGAAUGCGCUUGAGAAGAUGGUGCACUUGAUUAACGUCUCAACGAACGUGGAUGAUGACGAAGUUGGUGCGGCGUGUGACAACGCUAUUAGCGCUGUGGCCAAGAUCUGUUUGGCUCGCGAAGGUGCUGUAGACGCUGCCAAAAUGUGGCCCAUGUGGCUCAGCUGGCUGCCACUUCGUACGGAUGUGCUUGAAGCGCAGGAGGUGCAUGCUCGACUAAUUUCAUUGGUGAGCAGCGGCAAUGCUCAUGUGCUUGGCGCCAAUUACUCUAACCUCGUCCAGAUCCUGAAGGUGUUCGCAUCAGCACUUCUAUUCGACAUGGCGGCGGAGGAGGACGCCGCAGAGGACGAGGAGGUGUCGACUAUUUCAGAGGAGUCAAAGCCGAAACUCCGUGAAUUGCUGGUCAAGUUGCAAUCUCAGCUGCCUGUUUCAGUGGUGCAGAAUGCCUGGUCGAAACUUAGCGGUGAUGAGCAGCAGGCUCUGUCUCAGCUGUAA
Molecule: messenger RNA, 3258 nt
Organism: Peronospora belbahrii
Lineage: Eukaryota; Oomycota; Peronosporomycetes; Peronosporales; Peronosporaceae
Source: the annotation of a GenBank genome assembly